Conger conger (European conger) is the source of this 4611-nucleotide messenger RNA. RefSeq names its product tripartite motif containing 3b (gene trim3b). Lineage: Eukaryota; Metazoa; Chordata; Actinopteri; Anguilliformes; Congridae. The transcript has 13 exons. The coding region runs from base 239 to 2554 and encodes 771 amino acids. Gene Ontology annotation, molecular function: ubiquitin protein ligase activity; translation repressor activity; zinc ion binding. Gene Ontology annotation, biological process: proteasome-mediated ubiquitin-dependent protein catabolic process; negative regulation of translation; protein polyubiquitination. The record is from RefSeq and is a predicted model, not a curated record.
GGGGCGGAGGCAGAGAGAAAAGGGAAGGGGGGUUGUUGCAGGCGGAGGGGGGAGAGGCGGCUGAAUCGUGCGUUUUGAGGGGCAGUGGCAGAAAGUUAUGGAGUUAUGGAGCUGCACAGACUCCGGGCCCUGAAACAUCCAGGCUUGGAAACAACAAUGGGAGCUUCCUGAGAGAGCCUGUCUCUCCCUGUCUCUCCGCACCGUUAACCGGUGUCCGCGCCCCUGGCCUCCCCCGUGAAUGUCUGUCGCCAUGGCGAAGCGUGAAACCGGCAGCACCAGCCCGGUGGUGCGGCAGAUAGACAAGCAGUUCCUGGUGUGCAGCAUCUGCCUGGAGCACUACCACAACCCCAAGGUCCUGCCCUGCCUGCACACCUUCUGCGAAAGGUGCCUACAGAACUACAUCCCCCCUCAGUCCCUGACCCUGUCCUGCCCCGUGUGCAGACAGACGUCCAUCCUCCCGGAGAAGGGCGUGGCCGCCCUGCAGAACAACUUCUUCAUCACCAACCUGAUGGAGGUGCUGCAGAGGGACCCGGAGUGCUCGCGACCGGAGGCCUGCAGCGUGCUGGAGUCCGUCAGCGCUGCCGCCGCGGGGAAGCCGCUGUGCUGCCCCAACCACGAGGGCAAGGUGAUGGAGUUCUACUGCGAGUCGUGCGAGACGGCGAUGUGCCUGGACUGCACGGAGGGGGAGCAUCGGGAGCACGUGACCGUCCCGCUGAGGGACGUCCUGGAGCAGCACAAGGCCGCGCUCAAGAACCAGCUGGACGCCAUUCGCAACCGGCUGCCCCAGCUCACGGCGGCCAUCGAGCUGGUGAACGAGAUCUCGCGGCAGCUGACGGAGCGCAAGAACGAGGCGGUGAGCGAGAUCAGCGCCACCUUCGAGGAGCUGGAGCGGGCGCUGCACCUGCGCAAGAGCGCCCUCAUCAGCGACCUGGAGAGCAUCUGCAGCGCCAAGCAGAAGGUGCUGCAGGCCCAGCUGGCCUCCCUGCUCCAGGGGAAGGAGCACAUCCAGAGCAGCUGCAGCUUCACGGAGCAGGCCCUGGACCACGGCAGCGCCACCGAGGUCCUGCUGGUCCAGAAGCAGAUGAGCGAGCGGGUCGGCGCCCUGGCCCGCCAGGAGUUCCCCGAGCAGCCGCACGAGAACGGCCACCUGGACUGCCUGGUGGAGACGGAGGGCCUGCGCCGCUCCAUCCAAAACCUGGGCGUCCUGCUGACCACGGGGGCCGUGGGCCACACCAGCGUGGCCACGGGCGAGGGCCUCCGGCACGCCCUGGUGGGCCAGCACACCUCCGUCACCGUGACCACCAAGGACAAGGCGGGCGAGCUGGUGCGGACGGGCAACGCCGCCCUCCAGGCGGAGAUCGCCGGGCCCGACGGGGCGCGGGCCGAGGCGGAGGUGGUGGACAACAAGAACGGGACGUACGAGGUGGGCUACACCCUGCGCGCCGAGGGCGAGUUCUCCUUCGCCCUGCUGCUGUACGGGCAGCCCGUGCGCGGCAGCCCCUUCCGCCUGCGCGCCGUCAAGCCCUCCGACGUGCCGCAGUCCCCCGACGACGUCAAGCGCCGGGUCAAGUCGCCCAGCGGCGGCGGCGGCCACGUGCGGCAGAAGGCCGUCCGCCGCCCCUCCAGCAUGUACAGCACCAGCAGGAAGAAGGAGAACCCCAUCGAGGACGAGCUCAUCUACCGAGUCGGUACGCGUGGGCGGGAGAGGGGAGAGUUCACCAACCUGCAGGGCAUCUCCACCUCCAGCAAUGGCAGAGUGGUGGUGGCAGACAGCAACAACCAGUGCAUACAGGUGUUCUCCAACGACGGGCAGUUCAAGCUGAGGUUCGGGGUCAGAGGUCGCUCCCCCGGGCAGCUCCAGCGGCCCACGGGCGUCACCGUGGACAUGAACGGUGACAUCAUCGUGGCUGACUACGACAACCGAUGGGUCAGCAUCUUCUCCUCGGACGGGAAGUUCAAGAACAAAAUUGGAGCGGGCCGUCUCAUGGGUCCAAAGGGCGUCGCUGUGGAUCGGAACGGUCACAUAAUCGCCGUCGACAACAAGGCCUGCUGCGUCUUCAUCUUCCAGUCCAACGGGAAACUGGUGACUAAGUUCGGAGCCAGAGGGACCUCCGACAGGCAGUUUGCAGAAAAAAGCGGUGCACACUUAGCACUGGAGCAAAAGCUUAGUAAAUCUGGUCCCGCGUUCAGCCCUCACUUUGUCGCCGUGAAUAACAAGAACGAAAUCGUCGUGACGGACUUUCACAAUCACUCUGUGAAGGUCUACAACGCUGACGGGGAGUUCCUCUUCAAGUUUGGCUCCCACGGAGAGGGAAACGGCCAGUUUAACGCCCCCACAGGUGUGGCUGUCGAUGCCAAUGGGAACAUCAUUGUGGCAGACUGGGGCAACAGCCGAAUACAGGUGUUCGACAGCUCCGGCUCCUUCCUGUCCUACAUCAACACCUCGGCAGACCCGCUGUACGGCCCCCAGGGCCUGGCCCUGACGUCGGACGGCCACGUGGUGGUGGCGGACUCCGGGAACCACUGCUUCAAGGUGUACCGCUACCUGCAGUAGAGCGGAGAGAGAGAGCCGGGGCCGGGGCGGGGCGGGGCGGGGCGAGGGAGACGCAGGGAGUGUACGGGGUGCGGCGAUCUGUUUAUUCCCGCCUUCCGUUCCGUUUCUGCGUUUGCAGUGCAGCUACAUCGAAACUUUCCCCGACCUUCUUUCGCUACAAGGAUUUUAAAGCAACAAAUCGACAAAAGCGAGUCACCUUUUUUGUUACCCUUCGGACGAAGAGACUCGCCUUUCUUUUGCACCGGGAAAGAAACACAAAAGAAGGCUGUGUCCAGAGGAAACCGAGGGGUUCAAACGACGCAACUUCACCUUGACGAGGCUGUUCGAGAAGACGGUUUACGAGGCCUGUCGCAAACGCAAACAAGCUUGAACCUAUUCCAGCAGAAGACCAUCUCCAAACGCAUGAAGCUGUAGCCUACCAGAACAGCCACAAUCUGAAAGCAUUUAAUUCACAGUAGUUUUGGAAAGCUAACAGAGGAAAACCCUGACGGCCAAUAGAAAAAGGAAGAGUGGGAAAGAGAUUUAGACAGAAUUGCUUCUCAAUACAACAGCAAAUGUAAUCUACCCUUUCAGAAAUGCAGCCUUUUCAGAUGACUGCAACACCAUCCGUGCAUUUAAUCUUCAUGUAUAUUUACUUACACACACACACACACACACACACACCUGUAAAUUUACCUGCGGGCUAAAGCUCCACACUCCAUUUUAUGAACUUGCACACAUUCUAAUAGUCUUUGGCAGUUCAGAUAUCCACCAUUUUAGCACACACAGCAUAUGUGCCUAUGAGGCACACCGGGGUUGGUUUGUAGGACCAUAUUUAUUGGAGACAUCAACAGCACAAUAAUUAUGCACACUUGAUUUGUGCUCUUUUUAAAAGAGGAAUAUGUUUGCUUAAUUUAUUUUCUUUUCUACAUGAUUUUAUCUUUUACAAAUUAUUUUUCUAAUUUGAUGUGUCUAAAUAUUUUGUUUCGCUGCCAAAUCUCAAGUCCGAGCCAUCACCUAGUAACGCGCCAUACCAUAAUUACCAUACCGGUGGAAUUUUUACCUUUUCUGUACACCGUUUCCAUGACAACCUAGCGGAACCAAUCACAAAAACUGAACCCUCAUCAAAUGCAUCUGCCAAAAUUUCUAAAACUCGGUUGUUAUUGAACAUAAUAUAAGGUAAAGAGUAAUAUAUAUGCCUAUGUGUAUAUAUAAAUAUUAUUGUCAUAUAAAGUAUGCUAUAUGUAUAGAAUAUCAUUGUUAUUACUGUGGAGAAAAAAAAAUCAUUGCCAUCAAUUGGUCAGUAUUUCUCCUUAGUUUGCAGUCACCCUUAUUUGGACUCACUUUGUGUUCAUGGCACCCGAGCCAUGAUUAUCAUUAACCUUUGGCCUACCAGUGUGGAUAGAGUGUUAUUGGCUUUGACCAGCACUUUUCCUAUAGAUUAAUCUUUUUCGUCUGGUGGAUUUUGAGUGUGGGAAUACGUUUCAGUCGAGCUGUAUAUGCAAAGUCACUAUUGUUCAGUUACUUCCACAAAGUCACUAUUGUUCUGUUACUUCCUUUCACAAAAAAAAAAAGGUUGUGAAAAGGAAAUGGCUGACAGCAAGGUUGGUGGAGUACUUUAUUAUAUAUUAUUUUGUAUGGGUAACUUUCUGCAUGCUGAUGGUUAGGAUGGUUAGGAUGGUUUGAUAUCGAGGUGCAGGUUACAGCAGUGCUCCCAGCCCUUGUGUUCUCCCCCCCCCCCCCCCCCCGGGGCCAGAGGGAACUCAUUUCACCUCUAUGUGUUAGCUCCACAUACUGGUUAAACGGUAAAUUAAAACAUCACCUGUUCUACAAUCAUAUUCAUUACAACCCAAAUUCCUACCAUGUGUGUGAACUGUCUCAGAUCCCUCCAAUGCGUGAAAUCAUGCUUGGAGGAAAAAGAGAGAAGCUAAAAAAAAAAAUCUGUCAUUGUGUGAACAAAAAGAAAACCUACGUAAUACAUCAAAGAAAAAUAGUCACCUGUGUAUUCAUGUUUUACUCAUUGGUUUCAACUGAAGCAGUAUGUAGUACAAAUUGUAAAUAUUAAACUGAAAAUAAGC